CAGAAGAGGGCAGUAAUGCAACCCGGAGGAUCCCAACUCCUGCAAAAGCUCAAAGAAGAAGAAGAAGAAGACGAAGAAAAGUUUAGGGAAGAGCUGGAGGGAGGGGACUCCGGAGUGAAACGUAGUAAUCCGGCAGCGAGCAUGACCGACGACGAGGCGCAGAGCGCUCCACCAUCGGCACCUGUGGGAGACAAGCCACAGCCUGAGAGGAAAGUCAUAGCCACCUUGGUUCAAGGCACAGUGAAAUGGUUCAAUGUGCGGAACGGAUAUGGCUUCAUAAACAGGAAUGAUACCAAAGAAGAUGUGUUUGUUCAUCAGACGGCUAUCAAGAAGAACAAUCCUAGGAAAUUCCUCCGCAGUGUGGGUGACGGGGAGGUUGUAGAGUUUGACGUUAUUGAAGCAGCCAAAGGCUCAGAAGCAGCCAAUGUAACCGGUCCAGGCGGCGUUCCAGUCAAAGGCAGCCGCUACGCACCCAACAAACGCCGCUUCCGUCGAAGGUUCUUCCCCCGCAGCCCUCGGCCUGGAGAUCAGGUUAAACCAGCCAGCGACCAAGGCCCCUCUGUCGAGGGCGAGGGAUCAGGGGAGGACGGUGGAACGAGACCUCAGCAGCGCCGCCGUAGGCCUCGCAGACCGAGGCAGGAGGCACAAGAUGGUGAGGCUGAAGAGACAAAGAACGGAUCAGAAGAGGGUGGCCAAACGCAGCGACCGCCACAGCGAAGAUUCUGGCGCCCAUACCGAAGACCGUUCCGUCCUCGCCCACCUCCCGAUCAGACAGCAGACGGCCAGCAGGCUGCUCCCGUAGAGAGCCAGCAGCAAGGUGAGGUGAAGCAGACGGAGGCCUCUAAGGGCCCCCAGACCAACGGAGAAGUAGCCAAGGGCCAGAAACAACGGCCCCAGUCUAGACGCCGUAGGCAAAGGAACUCGGAGUCCUCUACCUCGAAAAACGAUACAGAAAAGUCUGCAUCAGAGCCUGGUACCCCCCCUCAGACUUCAAAACCAGUCGACCUUAAACCCACAUCAAAAUCACCAAAAGCCUCUCCCAAAACUUCGCCUAAAACACCAAAAUCACCUGAGGAAACGGCUGCCACGACAGUCGCAGCACCAACAGAGUGACGCUAGUGAGAAGACAGUCACACGACCCAUGGCAAGAGGUCCUAGGGUUGGAGGACUGGACCUAUUUUCA
Scatophagus argus is the source of this 1183-nucleotide messenger RNA. RefSeq names its product Y-box-binding protein 2-B-like. The record is from RefSeq and is a predicted model, not a curated record. Gene Ontology annotation, molecular function: nucleic acid binding. Gene Ontology annotation, cellular component: nucleus. Gene Ontology annotation, biological process: regulation of gene expression. NCBI's taxonomy places the organism in Eukaryota, Metazoa, Chordata, Actinopteri, Scatophagidae.